Molecule: messenger RNA, 3037 nt
Organism: Eleginops maclovinus (Patagonian blennie)
Lineage: Eukaryota; Metazoa; Chordata; Actinopteri; Perciformes; Eleginopidae
Gene: rbm5
Product: RNA binding motif protein 5
Exons: 25
Coding region: 173-2740 (855 amino acids)
Biological process (GO): mRNA splicing, via spliceosome
Cellular component (GO): nucleus
Molecular function (GO): RNA binding
Source: RefSeq, a predicted model, not a curated record
AAACACCAAUGCAUCUUGGGACAAAGAAGGUGCUGUCGUAGUGUUGUGCUGAGUCCUUGAACGUGAGAUGAAGCUUUUCCCCACGAUUUUAAAAUAUAUUUUUGAUUAAUAACUAGUGGGUAAAAACAUUACUAGCAAACUGCACUGAAUCGUGCAGUUGCAUUUGGGAGCAAUGGGAGCAGAUAAAAGACUAAGUCGAACCGAGCGCAGCGGUAGAUAUGGCUCUGACGCACCCCGGGAUGAUCCAGAAUGGCGCGACAGACGAGACCAAGAGCGUGAUCACAACCCGCGUCGCUGGGGUGAAGAGAGACGCAGUGAUCGGUUUGAGGGAGAUCGUCGAGCAUCAAGAGACAGUCCAGAGCAAAGAGAAAGGAAAAGACGCAACAGCGAUAGAUCAGAAGAUGGGUAUCACUCUGAUGGAGACUUCCCAGAGCAGGAUUACAGAAGGGAGCCUGGGGACGAGAAGAAGAGCAAAACUAUCAUGCUCUGGGGUCUCGCUCCUCAUAUCACUGAAGACGAUAUUUGUUUUUCCAUAGACCAACUGGAGGGACCACAGCCAGUGGAUGUCAGGCUGAUGAAAAAGAAAACAGGUAUAAGCCGUGGUUUCGCCUUCGUGGACUUUUAUCACUUGCAAGAUGCUACACGAUGGAUGGAGACCAAUCAGAAACGUCUGACCAUCAAGGGGAAAAGCGUGGACAUGCACUACAGUCACCCAAGAAACAAGUAUGAAGACUGGCUCUGCAACACUUGUGGCCUGUACAAUUUCCGGAGGAGGCUGAAGUGCUUCAGGUGUGGAGCAGCCAAAGCCGACAGUGAAACUAGCAAUAAUCCUGGAGCGUCUGAAACUCAGCCCAGCGGAGAUUUCUACGGCGACACAAUCAUCCUGAGAAACAUAGCUCCUCUGGCCACCGUAGAAGCCAUCUUGACGGCCCUGGCACCAUAUGCUAAUCUUUCAUCCAACAACAUCCGCCUCAUAAAGGACAAGCAGACUGGCCAGAACCGAGGCUUUGCCUUUGUCCAGCUGUCUUCUCCUCUGGAAGCCUCUCAGCUGCUAACCAUCUUACAGGGACUGCAGCCGCCUUUAAAAUUGGAUGGGAAAACUAUCGGGGUGGAUUAUGCUAAAAGCGCUAGAAAGGACCUUUUGCUACCUGACGGGAAUCGUGUCAGUGCCUUCUCCGUGGCCAGCACAGCCAUUGCUGCAGCCCAGUGGUCUUCAAGUCAGCCCCAGCAGAGCUCAGAUGGAAUGUCGGAGUACAGCUACCUGCAAGAAGGCUAUACUCCACGGGCACAGGACUACCAGGCUUUCUACCAGCAAGCAGCAGCAGUAGCCAGCACCUCCCAGGGAAACGGGAUUCUAGGAGCCGCCCCAGGUGUAAAGAUGGUUCCAACUGCAGCUGGAGUAGUGAUCGCACAGGGUGCACAAGUCUACCAUCCCCAUAUGAUGGCCCAUCCUGCUGUUCAGGCAUUGUCGCUUGCCCAACAAAUGGAGGCUAACGCCCACACAGGACAUCUUCCCAGCAUUGAUGCUUCAUAUGUUCCUGUCGGCCUUUUAGCCGCGGCUGCUGUGAACUCUGCCGGUGCUUUACAAACCUCAGGACAGUCGGCUGAAGCCAGCACUGUCCCUGAUACGUCGUCCUAUCAGUAUGACGAGUCCUCUGGCUACUAUUAUGAUCCACAAACUGGCCUCUACUAUGACCCUAGCACUCAUUAUUACUACAACUCUCAGACUCAGCAGUAUCUGUACUGGGACGGUGAGAAGCAAUCGUACGUCCCUGUCUCAACCGACGCGUCUGCUGGAGCGAGUGAUAACGCAGCAUCAGGCAGCAAAGAAACUAAAGAGAAAAAGGAAAAGCCCAAAAGCAAGACUGCUCAGCAGAUUGCCAAAGACAUGGAACGGUGGGCUAAAAGUCUCAACAAGCACAAAGACAACUUCAGGGGCAGCUUUCAGCCCGUUAGUCAUGAAGAGAGGAAGGAGGCAGCUGCUGCUGAUGCUGGCUUCAUACUUUUUGAGAAGAAGCAGGCUGGAAGUCUAGACAGACUAAUGCCAGAGGUACAGAGGGGCCCCGAGGAGGAGCCACCAACCAGCUCAGCCAGCUCAGUCAGCUCAGCCAACACAUCCAAGUGUGGCCUGGUGGCAGCUUACAGUGGAGACAGUGACCCUGAGGAGAUCGUAGCGGAGCCGGACGGUGGAGAAGGAGGCCAGGACAAGAUGACAGACUGGAAAAAACUGGCCUGUUUGCUGUGUAGGAGACAAUUUCCCAACAAAGAGAGUCUAAUUCGACAUCAGCAGCUUUCUGACCUCCACAAGAAAAACUUUGAGAUUUUCCGAAGAUCUAAAAUGAGCGAAGCAGAGCUUGAAGAGUUGGAGAGAAAGGAAACUGAGCUGAAAUACAGAGACCGUGCAGCUGAGAGGAGGGAGAAAUACGGCAUUCCUGAACCCCCAGCGCCCAAAAAGAAGAAGUUCAGUCAGCCUACACCAGUCAUUAACUACGAACAGCCCACUAAAGACGGCCUUAACAGCGACAACAUUGGGAACAAAAUGCUGCAGGCCAUGGGAUGGAAGGAGGGUAAAGGGCUCGGCCGUAACCAGCAGGGCAUCACUACACCAAUUGAGGCACAGUUGAGAACAAAGGGAGCUGGACUUGGCACUAAAGGCAGCAACUACAGCCUCUCUGCUUCAGACACGUACAAAGACGCGGUCCGCAAGGCCAUGUUUGCUCGCUUCACUGAAUUGGAAUAAGUCGUUAGUCAAACUCAAAUUAGGAACUACCCUGUUGCUCCUUUAGUAGUUUCACCCUCUGUAUGAUGCCUUUGGUCAAAAUGAUUAGACUUCACUAUAUCACUAAUCUGUAAUUGAGGCAUAUCAACCUGGUGAAAACAUAAUUUAUAAAUUGUACAUAGGCUAAGUAAAAUUCACACAUCUCUUGUUUACAUAGUUCUCUUGUUUAUUGCCAUCAUUUCCUCAGCAUGUUAAAAUAAAUUGUACAGUUUAUACAAAAAUGUUUGUUCGUACAGAAAAUAAAUGACAAUGAACUUG